Tachysurus vachellii is the source of this 2575-nucleotide messenger RNA. RefSeq names its product vertebrae development associated (gene vrtn). Gene Ontology annotation, cellular component: chromatin. The record is from RefSeq and is a predicted model, not a curated record. The coding region runs from base 127 to 2178 and encodes 683 amino acids. Lineage: Eukaryota; Metazoa; Chordata; Actinopteri; Siluriformes; Bagridae. The transcript is spliced from 2 exons. Gene Ontology annotation, biological process: regulation of transcription by RNA polymerase II.
CUCGGAGUCAGUUUCUGAGUCAUGGAGUAAACUCGCAUCCACACACUGCUCCUUCAUCUCCGCGCGCGCGCACACACACACUCACACACACCCAUACACACACGAGGAGCUGCUUUAUAUUAAGGCAUGAUUCAGAGGAAAGAGCUGGUGCUCUCUGUGCUGGAGGAGCUCCAGGAAGCCACAGAGUCCAUGGGCUUGGACGCCUUGAUAAAAGUGGCCCUUGAGGUAGAGCAAGUCCUCGCUCCUUUUUGCCUUCCGACAGCAGUGUGCUCUGAGAUAUCCUCUUGGAUGGGCAUUGAUGCCGUGGCUCACAGGCUUUACCCGGCAGACGCCCCGGCUGGCCUGCUUCCUCUGGUCUGCAGAGGGGAGGGCAACCUGCUGUUUGAUGCAGCGAGCAUGCUUAUGGUUGGCUCCACAAGCCUGAGCUUAGAGCUGCAGGUCAGGACAGUGGUGGAGAUGCUCCUGUGGAAGCAGUAUUACCUGUGCGGCAUGAUCGAUUCCAAGGUCAUGUUACAGGCAUCCAGGUUUUCGCUCUGCGCUGAAGAGUCACAAGACAUGCUCAAGCUACCUAUGCAGGUUCUGGAGGCCAUUUUUGAUGCUGACGUCAAGGCUUCUUGCUUUCCUAGCUCAUUUGCGAACAUGUGGCAUGUCUACGCGUUGGCUUCCGUCCUCCAGUGCAACAUCUACUCCAUUUACCCAAUGUUUAAUCUCAAGAUCAGGCCCUAUUUUAAUCGCCUUAUCCGUCCAAGAACAUGGCCCAAGGACUCUGAGCCAUUGACCCUCCACAUUAUGUGGUCUGGCGAGCUUGAGGCUUGCUCCAUUUUCAAACCACGCAACUUUGUUGCAUUAAUUCAUGCAAUUGAUCUCAAAAUCGGAAGCCCAGGAAGUGAGCAACGGCUGUCAUCGGUAAAGUCCCUGGAUCUGCUGAAUGAGGAUUCACAGCUUUCCUACUCCACCUUGAAAGACAAGUUCAACAUCACAAAGAGCACCUUCUAUCGCUGGAAGAGGCAAAGCAUGGAGUAUCAUAAGAAAUCAGUCGCCAGGUAUGAAGCCAAACACUUUUUCCAGGCCUGUUAUAAAGAAGGCAAGCUUAUACCCCAGAACCAAUUCAGAGAGUUUUUUCCAGAAAUCUCCAGAUCCACGUAUUAUGCCUGGAAACAUGAACUCAUGGUUACUGGAAGUAUCGGUUCUGGAAGCUCCACCGGGGAAGUGAGCCCUGGAGAUAGCAACGAGCAGGACUGCUGGUCCUCCCCGGAGACCAUGAAGCAGCCAGUCCAGGAGACCUUCUCCAGCAUAUUGGCACUCAAGUCUGAAAAACUGGAAGGAGAUCGAUUUCAGAACGCUGCCCUGAUGCAAAAAGCUAAGAAAAGCCUUCAGAACUGCAUUGCAACCAACACUUCGUUUCCAUACCGCAUUUUCAAACGAAGGUUCCCAGGAAUCUCCAGAUCAACGUACUACAAUUGGAGGAGGGAAGCCUUGCUGUUCACUCCAUUCAAAGAUCUGUCAGGAAACGGGGAAGAAUGCUCGGAUCUGGAUAAAAUCCAGAACCCCAAACAGAAGCUGUUGCCGCCAGGUUUGCUAGCGACUCAAAGAGUAAUCCAGAGAGUCCGGCUCUCAAGGUGCAGUCAGAAGAGUCUCCGACUGAUCUACCUGCAAAAGAAGAAACUCAGAGAGGAAGCUAAAGCAUGUGUUCAGAAGUCUAAGUUAUCACUGUACAAAUUCAAGCUGAAGUUUCCCUCGAUAUCAUCAUAUUUCUACUGGCUCUGGAGGUAUAAAAAAGCAGAGAAAGUGUCUGAUCUGAGUUUUGAGGUUGAGAAACCGGAAGGUGUUGACGUCAGAGCAGAUAUUCCAACGCAAGAAGAAAACAAGGAACACUUUAUUUUUGAUGGAAAUGCUGAGUACCUCAACAACCAUAUGAUCAGCACCAGCCCUGAAUACUCCAAAUCCUACUAUCCUCUGUCUGACAAGACCAACAAUAACGAGCAGAUGUUCGUGAUGGAUGUCGUGGCGUUGGCGAACUUCAAGGCCAAGGCCAAACUGUUCCUCCAGCAGCGCUUUGAGGAAAAAUCUUUCCCUACGUUUAAAGAGUUCAGGUCUUACUUUCCUCUCACUCCACGUUCCACUUAUUACAUGUGGAAGAGGGCUUUACAUCAUGGUGUGCCGUUGGUUCACGGAUAAAUGUCUUGGGUUAUCAUUUUUUUACACGUUUCUCAUGGCCAUGAGUCUGGCAUCCAGGUAGUUUCUGCUCCACCUUGGUGUAAUUGCAGUUCAUGCAUCUUAAUUGUGUUCCUUUUUGUUCCCCCACUUGACUUGACCACUUGGUUUGCAGCUCAAGGACAUUUGCAUGUGUGUGAAAUCAGACAGUCUGUUUUACACGCCACUCAGCUCCUGAUGGCCCUCAGGCAAAAGGCAGUUCAAAGCCACAGAUAUCAGGAUUUCAAAUGACUCUCUUUUGUUUGGGUUUUGGCCUUUGCUUUAAAUUUUAAAUUGACUCCCAUCAUUAACUGCUGUUCACAUCUUUCAGUUUACUUUUUUUUGGAUCGCCUUUUUUAACAGAAUAAUGUAUAUCCUUCGU